This is a messenger RNA of Myotis brandtii (Brandt's bat), 3146 nucleotides long. It is a transcript of the gene INTS13, whose product is annotated as asunder spermatogenesis regulator. NCBI's taxonomy places the organism in Eukaryota, Metazoa, Chordata, Mammalia, Chiroptera, Vespertilionidae. The transcript has 18 exons. The coding region runs from base 682 to 2826 and encodes 714 amino acids. Gene Ontology annotation, cellular component: integrator complex. The record is from RefSeq and is a predicted model, not a curated record. Gene Ontology annotation, biological process: centrosome localization; regulation of mitotic cell cycle.
AGACCGAGAAGGGGAGCCCGGGUGGGAGGGCCUUGCGCUUCAGGGCCCGUGGCUGGUUUAGCCGGUGUUGUGGUUGGUACUUCGCUGAUGGGGAGGCUCUCAGGUUGCCCGGAACAUACUUCCCAAUGGGUGAUGGUGGAAAAUUAGCGGGUAGGAAAUCUUGAGGGUCGGAGGCAUUUUUUUUUUCUCUUGGCUCCGCCCUCUUCCCCGUUCAGCGACCUGGGCGUCUGGCCCACCGAGGGGGAAGGGCGGCUUGGCCGGGCCUGUGCGCACGCGCGAUCCCGGUGUGUGAGUGUUCGUGCUCGCGCGCACGCGCGCGCGCUCCCGCACUUAGGAAGCUGGGGAAGAAGCGGAGUGCUGAGCGAUGAGCGGGGGAAAGCCCAGUCCCCUGCCGUGGGUACCAGACGCUCCUGACCGUGCGCUGGCCCUCCCCACCCAACCGGCAGCCUUUGCCUGAGCGGCCGUGGUCCAUAGCCUCUGUGCGUUUCCACUUCAGGACCAGGCACGAAAGUAAGCUAACCUCAGCCCUGAGGUCUUCCCUACCCGCUCACCUUGUGCUGUCCACCCCGCACCCUCCCGCAGAGGGUGUCUCGAUUCCUCCAAGAAGAGUUUUGCAUGAAGGGGAAAUGCGUGCGGAAGCAAGGAGAAGCCAAUAGCAGGAUCGUAAAAAGUUAAAACAAAAUGAAGAUUUUUUCUGAAUCUCAUAAAACAGUCUUUGUUGUGGAUCACUGCCCUUACAUGGCAGAAUCAUGCAGACAACAUGUUGAGUUUGAUAUGUUGGUGAAGAACAGGACCCAAGGCAUCAUCCCAUUGGCCCCUAUAUCUAAAUCAUUGUGGACUUGCUCAGUAGAAUCUUCCAUGGAAUACUGUAGAAUAAUGUAUGAUAUAUUUCCUUUCAGAAAACUGGUGAAUUUCAUUGUGAGUGACUCUGGAGCACAUGUUUUAAAUUCCUGGACUCAAGAAGACCAAAAUUUGCAAGAGCUAAUGGCAGCAUUAGCUGCUGUUGGGCCCCCUAAUCCACGGGCAGAUCCAGAAUGCUGCAGUAUUCUACAUGGCCUCGUUGCAGCAGUGGAAACCCUCUGUAAAAUUACGGAAUACCAACAUGAGGCCCGUACUCUACUAAUGGAGAAUGCAGAACGUGUUGGCAAUAGGGGGAGAAUAAUUUGCAUUACUAAUGCAAAAAGUGAUAGUCAUGUGCGAAUGCUUGAGGACUGUGUUCAGGAAACGAUUCAUGAGCAUAACAAGCUUGCUGCAAAUUCAGAUCAUCUCAUGCAGAUUCAGAAGUGUGAGCUGGUUUUGAUCCAUACCUACCCUGUUGGUGAAGACAGCCUUGUAUCCGAUCGUUCCAAAAAAGAGUUGUCCCCUGUUUUAACCAGCGAAGUUCAUAGUGUUCGUGCAGGACGGCAUCUUGCUACCAAAUUAAAUAUUUUAGUACAGCAACAUUUUGACUUGGCUUCAACUACUAUUACAAAUAUUCCAAUGAAGCCCACAUUCAGUGUCUUUGACCAGGAAGAACAACAUGCUAACACAUCUGCCAAUUAUGAUGUGGAGUUACUUCAUCACAAAGAUGCACAUGUAGAUUUCUUGAAAAGUGGUGAUACCCACUUAGGUGGUAGCAGUAGAGAAGGCUCGUUUAAAGAAACAAUAACAUUAAAAUGGUGCACACCCAGGACAAAUAACAUCGAAUUACACUAUUGCACUGGCGCUUAUCGAAUUUCACCUGUAGAUGUAAAUAGUAGACCUUCUUCCUGCCUUACUAAUUUUCUUCUAAAUGGUCGUUCUGUUUUAUUGGAACAACCACGAAAGUCAGGUUCCAAAGUCAUCAGUCAUAUGCUUAGUAGCCAUGGAGGAGAGAUAUUUUUGCACGUCCUGAGUAGUUCUCGAUCCAUUCUAGAAGAUCCGCCUUCAAUUAGUGAAGGAUGUGGAGGAAGAGUUACAGACUACCGGAUCACAGAUUUUGGUGAAUUUAUGAGGGAAAACAGAUUAACUCCUUUUCUAGACCCCAGAUAUAAAAUCGAUGGAAGUCUUGAGAUCCCUUUGGAACGAGCAAAAGAUCAGUUAGAAAAACACACCCGUUACUGGCCUAUGAUUAUUUCUCAAACCACCAUUUUUAACAUGCAAGCGGUAGUUCCAUUAGCCAGUGUUAUUGUGAAAGAAUCUUUGACAGAAGAAGAUGUGUUAAACUGUCAAAAAACAAUAUACAACUUAGUUGAUAUGGAAAGAAAAAAUGAUCCUCUACCUAUUUCCACAGUGGGUACAAGAGGAAAAGGCCCUAAAAGAGAUGAACAAUACCGUAUCAUGUGGAAUGAAUUAGAAACCCUUGUGAGAGCCCAUAUCAAUAACUCGGAGAAACAUCAAAGGGUCUUGGAAUGUCUGAUGGCCUGUAGGAGCAAACCCCCAGAAGAAGAAGAACGAAAGAAACGAGGAAGAAAGAGGGAGGACAAAGAGGACAAGUCAGAGAAAGCAGUAAAAGAUUAUGAACAGGAGAAGACUUGGCAAGAUUUAGAGAGAUUAAAAAGCAUCUUAGAACGUGGAAAAGAAGAAUUGGCUGAAGCUGAAAUUAUAAAAGAUUCACCUGAUUCCCCAGAACCUCCAAACAAAAAGCCCCUUGUUGAGAUGGAUGAAACUCCACCAGUAGAAAAAUCAAAAGGACCAGUGUCUUUAUUAACCUUGUGGAGUAAUAGGAUCAAUACUGCCAAUUCCAGAAAACAUCAGGAGUUUGCUGGACGUUUGAACUCUGUUAAUAACAGAGCUGAAUUAUAUCAACAUCUUAAAGAAGAAAAUGGAAUGGAGACAACAGAAAAUGGAAAAGCCAGCCGGCAGUGAAGAGUGACUUGAGGAACUAAAUUUACUAUAUUGCAUAAAUAUUUUGGGCAGAAUUUGAUAUAAGUACUUUUACAGCAAGAUUGUAUAGUUAUGUUGCCUGGACUGGUUUUUACAUUUUUAAGAUAUUUCAACUAACUUUAUCUUUUUUGUAUUAAUUGUAAGAUUGGCACAUAUGUCAAAAAAAUACAUUUGAGAUUUGUCCUCCCAAAUCACACAAAUUUAUUUUAUGGUAAAAGGUUUUCCCUCUGGAAAUGUUUUUUAAAAAAUUCUUAGGCUUCUCUUUGCCAAAUAAAACUAUUAAAAAUAUCUGAAAUGCAAAA